Molecule: messenger RNA, 2946 nt
Organism: Thlaspi arvense
Lineage: Eukaryota; Viridiplantae; Streptophyta; Magnoliopsida; Brassicales; Brassicaceae
Source: the annotation of a GenBank genome assembly
AUGUUUCAGCCAAAUUGUCGUCACUACUCUUGCUACAGAGAUGUAGCCUCCUCGCUGAGUUCAAGAGCCAUGGUUUUCACCGCUCCUCCUCUUCCACUUUUACUCCCCUGGAACUUCCCCUCUAGGGUUUCUUUUGGGUUUCAGCUUCAUUGCGCCUCGUCUUCCUCGGUUUCUCCAGCACGAUGUUCUAAACCUAAUCCCAGCUCUCGCCACCGCAGAUACGGCGGCGCACUCCCUUCGAUUCUGCGCUCCCUCGACUCAUCCGCCGAUAUUGAAACGACCCUCGCUUCUCUUUGUCUCAAUCUGAGUCCUAAAGAACAAACUGUUCUCCUCAAGGAGCAGACUCGCUGGGACAGAGUUCUUCGCGUGUUUCGAUUCUUCCAGUCUCACAAAGGUUAUGUCCCCAACGUGAUUCAUUACAACAUCGUGCUCAGAGCCCUGGGGAGAGCUGGGAAGUGGGAUGAAUUGAGGCUUUGUUGGAUUGAGAUGGCUCACAAUGGCGUUUUGCCGACGAACAACACCUACGGGAUGCUCGUUGACGUCUAUGGCAAAGCUGGACUUGUCAAGGAAGCUCUUCUUUGGAUUAAGCACAUGGGACAGAGGAUGCAUUUCCCAGAUGAAGUCACCAUGGCUACUGUUGUUAGGGUUUUCAAGAACUCGGGAGAGUUCGACCGCGCUGAUAGAUUCUUCAAAGGCUGGUGCGCUGGUCGAGUUGAUUUGGAUGAUCUUGAUUUGGACUCCAUCGAUGAUUCUCCGAAGAACGGCUCGGCUUCGUCUCCUGUGAACUUGAAGCAGUUCUUGUCCAUGGAGCUCUUCAAGGUCGGUGCAAGGAGCCCUAUUGAGAAAAGCCUUCAUUUUUCUUCAGAGUCUUCUCCUCGAAAGCCAAGGUUAACUUCUACUUUCAACACUCUGAUUGAUUUGUAUGGAAAAGCCGGUCGGUUAAACGACGCAGCUAAUCUCUUCUCGGAGAUGUUGAAAUCUGGAGUCCCUAUAGAUACUGUCACGUUUAACACGAUGAUUCAUACUUGUGGAACUCAUGGGCACUUGUCAGAAGCUGAAUCCUUGUUGAAGAAGAUGGAAGAGAAAGGGAUAAACCCUGACACUAAGACAUAUAACAUCCUUCUGUCUCUUCAUGCCGAUGCUGGGGACAUUGAGGCAGCUCUUAAAUACUACAGGAAAAUCAGGAGAGUGGGGCUUUUCCCUGAUACUGUGACUCAUCGAGCUGUUCUUCACAUCUUAUGCCACCGGAAAAUGAUUGGGGAUGUUGAAGCUGUGCUUGCCGAGAUGGACAGAAGUAGCAUUCGCAUUGAUGAGCACUCUGUUCCUGUUGUUAUGCAGAUGUAUGUUAACGAAGGUCUGAUUGCACAGGCGAAAUCUCUGUUUGAGAGGUUCCAGUUGGAUUGUGUGCUUUCGUCAACCACACUUGCAGCCGUAAUUGAUGUCUACGCUGAAAAGGGACUGUGGGUUGAAGCUGAGGCUGUGUUCUAUGGGAAGAGAAACAUGACGGGUCAGAGGAAUGAUGUUUUGGAGUAUAAUGUCAUGAUCAAGGCUUAUGGCAUGGCCAGACUUCAUGAGAAAGCACUUUCUCUCUUCAAAGGGAUGAAGAACCAGGGGACUUGGCCUGAUGAGUGCACUUACAACUCCCUUGUCCAGAUGCUUGCUGGGGUUGACUUAGUGGACGAAGCGCAGAGGAUCUUGGCUGAAAUGAUGGAUUCGGACUGUAAACCGGGAUGCAAGACCUUUGCUGCUUUGAUUGCUAGCUAUGUGCGGCUUGGCCUAUUGUCUGACGCAGUUGACCUGUACGAGACAAUGAAACAAACAGGGGUGAAACCGAACGAGGUUGUUUAUGGUUCCUUAAUUAAUGGAUUUGCUGAGAGUGGCAUGGUCGAAGAAGCCAUUCAGUACUUUCGAGUGAUGGAAGAACAAGGUGUUGAGUCCAAUCAUAUCGUUCUGACUUCCCUUAUCAAGGCUUAUAGCAAAGUGGGGUGUCUUGAAGAAGCCAGGAGAGUGUAUGACAAAAUGAAGGAUUCAGAAGCUGGCCCGGAUGUUGCUGCAUCAAACAGCAUGCUAAGUCUCUGUGCAGAUCUCGGCAUGGUCUCUGAAGCAGAAACCAUUUUCAACGAUCUGAGGGAGAAAGGCACGUGUGAUGUUAUUUCGUUUGCGACAAUGAUGUACUUGUACAAGGGUAUGGGCAUGCUCGACGAGGCCAUUGAAGUGGCUGAAGAGAUGAGAGAGUCUGGUCUACUAAACGACUGCACUUCGUUCAACCAGGUAAUGGCAUGCUACGCUGCUGAUGGUCAGUUGCGUGAGUGCUGCGAACUGUUUCAUGAGAUGUUGAUUGAAAGAAAGCUCUUGCUGGAUUGGGGAACGUUUAAAACGCUCUUCACACUGUUGAAGAAAGGUGGGGUUCCAAGUGAAGCUGUAGAGCAGCUACAAACCGCAUACAAUGAAGCUAAGCCACUGGCCACACCAGCAAUCACUGCAACUCUGUUCUCAGCCAUGGGUUUGUAUGCGUAUGCGCUGGAUUCAUGCCAAGAGCUCACAAGAGAUGAAAUCCCUCGCGAGCAUUUUGCAUACAAUGCGGUGAUAUACAGUUAUGGUGCAUCAGGAGAGAUUGACAUGGCCCUCAAGGCAUACAUGAGAAUGCAGGAGAAAGGGUUGGAACCAGAUAUCGUCACGCAGGCCUACCUUGUAGGGGUUUACGGGAAAGCUGGAAUGGUGGAGGGUGUCAAGAGGGUACACAGCCGGAUUACGUUCGGGGAGCUUAAACCAAACCAGUCGUUGUUUAGAGCGGUGAGGGAUGCUUACGUGAGUGCAAACAGACAGGACUUGGCUGAUGUGGUAAAGAAAGAGAUGAGCAUUGCUUUUGAAGAGGAAGAUGAGUAUAUUUCGAGGUCUGGAGAAGAAGAAGGAGACGAGGAAUCAGGAGAAGACGAGGCAUUUUGA